AUGUCAAAACGUUCAUCACCGGGGAGUGAUGACGACUCUCCUGGUGCGUCGGCGGAUGAACCACUUUAUAGUAAGCGAAGAUUAGUUGAAUUCGAACCUGUUCGCAUCUGUUCAGUCAGUGGGACGAGCGAUAUCGAUGCGAAAGUUUUAGCGGUUCAACAUUACAAGUUAUCUGAACGUUUUCGCCUAAAGGAACGUCAAACGACCCAAUUGCAACAUCGCGUUGAACAACUGGAAAGCAGACAAGCUCAAGAUGAUGCGAUGAUGUGUACCAUUAAUCGUUUUUGGAAUCUAUUUGAUGAAAAUGUCAGGACGUUGCUGCAGAGGUUUGACGCCGAAACAGCGGUGGAAGGUGAGAUCAAAAUGGAAUGUGAAGAGACUAAGAGUUUUCUUGCAAAACUGGCUCACUGGGACGAUGGAGAGACUGAAGAAAAAUUAAAGCAACGGGUAGAAUUCAGUCGUCGAGCGAUAUCGAAACUAAUUCAAGUCUUUGAUCAUAUUACACAAAGAAAUGGGAAAAUUGCAGAAAUGAUAGCUUCUUGCUCAACAGCAGACGAGAGUCCUGAUGAUGGUGCCUCUACGUCUGAUGGAAGACCAACUGUAAAUGCAAUGCUGGUAAAAAGGAAUGCAGAGCUAAGUGAAGAAAACAUAAAGUUGCAAAAAAUGAUUACGAAACUUCAAUCGGAAAACCACAGUCUUUCAUCCAAGGUAUCAGCUCAAGAAGAUAAGUUAACGAUAAUAGAUACUCGCAAGCAAGAGAUGGAUAACAGUCUGGAGGAAAUGAAAUAUGAGUUAGAAAAAGCUAUGCGUCGCGAGUGCAAACUUGAUUUUCGUCUUGCUGAGUAUGUGAAAAAAACGCGUGAUCUGGAAAUGAAUUUAAUGAAAGCGUCAGUUGUGAAUGGCCCAAAUAAUACAAAUAAUACGAAAGCAGAUUCACCUCCAACAGCCAGUGUGAAUAAAUCAAAACUGGAAGAACUUGAGCAAAACCUAGAAAUCCAGACCGACUUGGCUGCUUCUCGCCUUCAAGAAUUGCAAGAAAUGUUGGAUAAAAAUAAGAAUCUGACGAAACAAGUCGAAAAUUUAAAGAUGAAUUUAAAAAACAUUCCAACAGAAGUCAUUAGGACAUCUAUUGAAUACACCACUCUGCAAUCGCAAUUUUCUUCUCUUUUUACAGAAGCGAAUCAGAUGAGGCAACAAAUAGAAACGGCAAAGUCGCAGUUAGCAGCUUUACGCAGCGCUCAUUCUAAACAAAUCGAAGUUAUGGAGAGUGAGGAAUGCCAAGCCCGUGAACAGAUGCAAGAUACAAUGAAUAGGCAUGAAGAAGAAUUGUAUCAAGUACGAAGAGAGUAUGAAAUGUUACGUUUGGAAUUCGAACAGAACCUUUCUGCCAAUGAGCAGUCAGGACCGUUAAAUAAGGAAAUUCGUUUGAUGCUUGCAUCAGCAAAAGCUGAAAAUCAACAACUUAAACAGGAAGCAAAUCGUUUCAAGAGGAAGUGGAAGGAGGCUGUUUCUUCAUUAGCUAAAUGCAACAAGGAGUUAGAAAGUGAAAGGCGUUAUCGUGAAAGAUGUUUACUGAUUGAAAUAGAAGAUGAUAACGAUGCACUGGCAUCGCCGGAUCAGGAUAGAAAUAUUGCGGAGCCCUCGGAAUCAUUAUUACACGAUGGUGAAAGCUGUGAAUACAACAGUGAAAUUGAUGGUGAUACUGAUAUUGGAACACAUCCGAAUAGAGUCAUACAAAAGUUGAAGAAAAAAGUUGCCGAUUUGCAGUUGAAAAUAGAUGCUUUAAAUGCGUUGACAGCUGAACAAAGAGAACGAGCUGAGCUGUUGGUACGAGAAAGAAGGCUGAAACUUGAAAAUGAUAAACUACAGCUUCAUAUUAAAAAACUUGCUGGUGCCGAUCAUAGAGAGAAAAUGAAAUACUAUUCGGACGAAGCACAAAGAAAAAUCAGAAGCCUCGAAGAAACAGCGGAUCGCCUCCGCAAAGAAGCACAUUCGGCAAGGCAAGAAGAAGAAGGUCUUAUGAACGAUGUUGAAACUACGGGUCAAGCAUUUGAAGAAAUGCAAGAACAAAAUACUAGAUUACUACAGCAACUCAGAGAAAAGGAUGAUGCAAAUUUAAAACUGAUGGCUGAGAGAAUACGGGCCAAUCAAUAUCAGAAAAAGAUGAGCGAAGAAAGAGAGCGCACGGAAGAACGCAUUAGUAGUUUGCAGAAUCAAAUCGAAGCUCAGCAGCUCAUGAUAUCGAAAUUGGAAGAAACAGAAAAGCUUCUGAGACAGAAAAAUUCUCAUUUAGAGCAUCAGUUAAGAUUAAUCGAGCAGGCAAAUGAUAUGCAUAAAAGAAAAGCAAUUGAAUGUUCGCAGACAUCAGCUGAUUACAAAGCUCAGUUGGAGAAGUGUAACAGUCAGCUUAAUGAUGCACAGCAGGCUGUAACAACGAAAACCUCACAGCAGGAAGUAGAUUCGUUUAAAAUAAAACGUUUGGAGGAAGAGAAAAGUAUUCUACGAAAGAAAUUAGAACGGACAAAGAAGAUGGAAAAAAUGGAAAAUUGGGAUGAAGUACUAAAUGAAGAAAUUAGGGAGCUUAAGGAUAUUUUGACUUGUCCAUCGUGUAAAGUGCGGAGGAAAGAUGCCGUACUAACGAAAUGUUUCCAUGUGUUCUGCAUGGAAUGUAUGAAGACACGUUAUGAGACGAGAAGACGUAAAUGUCCGAAAUGUAAUGCUGCUUUUGGUGCCAAUGAUUACCGUCGGAUGUAUUUCACGUAG
Molecule: messenger RNA, 2763 nt
Organism: Brugia malayi
Lineage: Eukaryota; Metazoa; Nematoda; Chromadorea; Rhabditida; Onchocercidae
Gene: Bma-rfp-1
Product: RING finger protein 20, putative
Exons: 21
Coding region: 1-2763 (920 amino acids)
Cellular component (GO): nucleus; HULC complex
Molecular function (GO): metal ion binding; ubiquitin protein ligase activity
Source: RefSeq, a predicted model, not a curated record